Messenger RNA from Argiope bruennichi, 474 nucleotides. RefSeq lists its product as uncharacterized. The coding region runs from base 89 to 394 and encodes 101 amino acids. The record is from RefSeq and is a predicted model, not a curated record. Lineage: Eukaryota; Metazoa; Arthropoda; Arachnida; Araneae; Araneidae. The transcript is spliced from 3 exons.
GUUUGCUAUAAAUUCGACUUCUUUCCUAAAUUGUCAUAUCAAAUCGUUCUGAGACUUAUCUAAGAAGAACCGUCUUUGUAAAAAGAUCAUGAAGCUUCUACUUGUUUUAAUCUUCCUCGCAGUUGUGGGAACUGCAACUGCACAAGCAAAUGGACGUGUGUGUCCUUUAGUCUUUUUAUAUGAUUGCCCCGAAAUGUUAUCAAUGGGUUGUUGCUCAAACUCGGACUGUCAUGGAGGAGAUGUUUGUUGCAAAGUGAGAUUAUGCGAAACACAAUGUCAACCGCCGAAAAUAGAUGGAAGAAGUAGAGCGUAUCAUGUAUCGCCUGAAGAAUGCUCUGCACUGCAGAAACGCAUUAUGGAUAGACAUUCUGGAAGAGACUAUUUGUCUUUUUAAUGAACAUCUUUAUUCAUUGAUGCAUCUAUAAAUUAAUUAAUUCAAAUGCUUAUUGUAAAAGAGUAAAAAAUUCAAUGAAA